Dermacentor albipictus is the source of this 2982-nucleotide messenger RNA. RefSeq names its product leucine-rich repeat-containing protein 15-like. Lineage: Eukaryota; Metazoa; Arthropoda; Arachnida; Ixodida; Ixodidae. The record is from RefSeq and is a predicted model, not a curated record. Gene Ontology annotation, molecular function: protein binding. Gene Ontology annotation, cellular component: extracellular matrix; external side of plasma membrane.
UUUCCUUCGUGAGGAAAGGAAGUAGUCCCCCCGCUCAUUUAUAAGGCCACUGCCGCCGUAGAAGCACUUGAUCAUUCAAGCACACAGCCUCCCUACCUGCCCUGGCGGCUGCUGUCCUCUCGCUUCGUGUCCACAAGUUGUCCGUCGACGUCGGCCGGCUUUUUGAUCGGGACUCCACCCUUGGCCAACUCUCCCGAGUCCCCGAAAUCAUUGCCUCCCUGCCUUUGUUGUGCGCGCUCCUCCGACGAGAGAGCGGGCGACAGUGCGCGUUGAGAGGGGGGUGGGCUCCCCUCUCCUCUGUCGGCGGGGCCCAGCGUGAUCGGGCACCGCGUGCGCUGCUCUUGCGGCGCGCCGCUCCUCAGACCGGCUGGUAGACGCGACGCGCUCGCACGGCCCGGGUGCGCGCUGCGGACUGUCGUUCCCCUCUCGCCUUCGCCAAAGCCGCAGAUCGGAGCCGCGACUUCGCGCGCCGCACCAUUCGUCCAGGAAUAUUUCAACCAGCGACAUCGAAGGAUGAUUACGAUCAAGCCGCGACGCUGACAAGGCGACCUGACGUUCAUCGCCGGGACCAGAGGGAAUACCUUCCCUUGCGGUGCGCAACUCGGGCGCCCAUGGCUGGGGACUGCUGUCGACUGCUGCUGCCGCUGCUCAUGCUGUGGGCCUCGCUGUGGCUGACACCGGCCAGCGGCAGCAGCAGCUGGGGCUCGUGGGUGGGCCGGGGCCUGCCGCGCACAGCCGAGUCGCGCGCCGAGGGAUUCGUGCGCUGCCCGACUCUGUGCGUCUGCCAGGCGGUGAACCGGGGCAAGCGGAUCACCUGCGACCUCGGCGGCAUGCACUCGAUACCGACUCAGCACAUGGACAAGGACAUCCGGGUGCUGCAGAUCACGGCGCCCCCGGAGCACCCCAACGAGCUCAUCAUCGGCAGGAUAUUCCUCCAGUUCACUGCGCUCGAAGAGGUGCGGAUCACGCGCUCUAACGUGCCGGCCAUCGGUGACAGCUCGUUCUGGCCAGGAAAGAGGUUACAAAUACUCGACUUGAGCCACAACAACAUCAGCAUCCUUCGCGACUCGGACUUCCGUGGACUUUCCGAGCUGCGGUUGCUCAACCUGAGCCACAACCACAUAGCGCGGGCUCCCUCGGCGCCCUUCCGCUUCCUGUCCAAUUUGACGAGCCUGAUCCUGUCGGAGAACAGGCUGGAGGCGCUGGCGCCUCGCUUCCUUUACCUGCUGCCGAGGCUGCAGAGGCUCGACCUUAGCGGGAACCCCCUGAAGAGCCUCGACCCGGACCAUCUGAAGGACGUGCGGCCGUUGCGGGUGCUCGGCCUGGCCCGCUGCCAACUCACCAGGCUCCAUUCGCUCAUCUACCAGCACCUGUCGAACCUGGAGUCCCUAGACCUGCAGGACAACCAGCUGAGCAAGCUGGCGCCUGAAGAGUUCCGCCACCUGCGCAAGCUGCGGGUGCUCAAGCUGGACGGCAACCGGCUCGAGAAGAUGCCCGAGCGGGUGCUGGACGGCCACUCGCUCAGCCAGCUGGGCUUGUCCCGCAACCAGUUGUCGUCGCUAGACCCGUGCGCCUUCUGCAACGCGUCCGUCGAGGAGCUGGACAUGUCGCGCAACAGGCUGCAGUCGGGCGAGGGCGACCCGCUGCGCCCCCUCGCCUCGUCGCUGGACCGGCUGGACCUGAGCUGGAACCCGCUGUCCGGCGACGCCGCUGCCGCGCUGGUGCGCUCCCUCAGGCGCCUCAGCGUGCUCCGCCUCGAGGGCCUCGGGCUCCAGAACCUGCCCUCGGAGACGUUCGGCGGCGUGCGCACCCUGCGGGAGCUGGGGCUGCGACACAACCGGUUCAGCAGCCUUCCGCAGGGCCUCCUGACGCCCCUCAAGUCGCUCGAGAGCCUUGACCUGGCCUUCAACCGGAUGCGCGGCGUGGCGCCCGAAUCGGUGCGCGAGCUCGACUCGCUGCCCGCGCUCUCGCGGUUUACGGCACACGACAACCCCUGGCAGUGCAAGGAGUGCCAGGUGAUGGAGCUGUCCCGUUGGCUUGCCGAGCGGCCGCUCGACUGUGGCGGACCGUGCCCCGCGUGCGCCGCUCCGUCCAACCUGGCCGGGCAGUCUCUCGCCUUUCUGCCCGUCCACGAUCUGGAGCCCUGCCGGGAGCCGCUCGUCCAGCGGCGGCUCUCGCGGGCCGAGUCCCAGGUGGGCCUCAUAGUGGCCAUCAUCAUCAUCAUGCUCCUGGUGACGGUCAUUGUGGCCACGGUGGUGAUCUACAGGCGCCAGGGCGCCGUCUAUUACACGCACGAAGACGACCGGCGCAUGUCCUGCACCGACGUGAAGCGGCCCUCGAUCGUGGCGACGCCGCCCGCUGACGACAUCAAGGACAGCGCCAAGAUUGCCGCCUGCUGAACGCACACCGGAACGGCUCGCGACCGUGCCCUUUGUGAUAGCCAGCCGCGCCAGCGUCCAGGACGGUGCGCAGGAAGCCCAGGCUGUGUCCCCCUAAGUCAGCAACCGCCGGCGGUUUCACCCUACUCGCCCACUCUGGCGAACUGGCUGCCUGCCGCCCGGACAUUGCGGGAGCUCGCGGCUCCAUGCUUCAGGCGUGCUUGUGCACCUACCAGCACCAGGUGGCCAAUGCGUAUCACAGGAAACGUGGCCGAGGUGCGCGAGCCGCUAGCAAUAUGAGGACCCCUUUUUUUCCGCGUGCAUGCAGACUGCGGUGGUGCCAGACAUCAUCUUGUCCUCACCCGCCACAUAGUCAGCCCGUGUCCUAUAGUCCACCGACCCCGACCGGGAUGGGUGUUAUCGGUUCCUCGACACACACACACACACACACACACACACACACACACACACACACACACACACACACACGCACGCACGCACACACACACGCACGCACGCACACGCACACGCACGCACACGCACACGCACACGCACACGCACACACGCACACACACACGCACACACACACACACACACACACACA